UCCUGGAAAUAUACAUACUGUGAGUAAACUUUCCACUCUUGAAUUAUUUUCAAUAGCAUCUACGGUAUUUCUUUCCACCUGGUACGAAGACUAUAUAUACACUCACAAACACAAUGAGCCUUAGACUCAGUCCAAGCGACAUCCGCUAUACUCAAGAUUCAAUUGCCUGUAAGUUCCGUAACGGGACAACAUUGACAGAAACCAUUUCAGAUUUAGUCAAAGGUACAAUCACGCCUGACGGCAUUCCUGUAAUUUCGGUUUACCUAAAGGAUGGGAAAUACUACAGCACUGACAAUAGGAGGCUAUACGUUUUCAAAGAGCUGCAAAGUCGGAGUCAACCAGACUUGAAGAUAAGGGUUCACGUUACGUCGGCGGCACUACCACCAUCGAAGUUCACGACGCUUAACGAUGGCCAAAGUAUAAAAGUCCGAGGACCAUCAUCAAACAACCGGUUAAGCAUGGAUUUUGAUGACUCAAGCACGGAUUCUGAUGACUUCUUUUGGAAGGAUGAUGGCUUAUACAUGGAUUUUGAUGACUCAAGCACGGAUUCUGAUGACUUCUUCUUGUAGAAUUAUGAAUUUAAAAAAAAUAUUCCAUUGCUAAAAGAAAGAAAAACCAACAAAAUCCAAAAAGCACGUUGCCGAAUUUUACUGUUCCGAAACAAUCUAUAAACUUCAAAUUUACCCUCAUGUCACCGACAGCAUCUCUUCAUUUAGAGAAGUGUCAAAAAUCCAAAGUCUCUUGUAUUUUAUUUCAAUAACCAACUCGCAAACCAAGUUAUAAUAAUUGCCAUUAUGCAAGGAACAAAACAAAACAAAACAAAAAACAAUCUUUGCACGGAAAAAGUUAAUUUGGGCGGUGUUUGGUUUCCGUAAGUAGUUUUAGUAAAUCUUUACUCCCUACUUUUAAAAACUGUAAAUCUAAAAAUGGCCGAAAGCGAAAACGUUGCCGAACGAGUGUGGGACAAAAAUAAAUAAAUUAAAUAAAAAAU
This is a messenger RNA of Octopus sinensis (East Asian common octopus), 991 nucleotides long. RefSeq lists its product as uncharacterized. NCBI's taxonomy places the organism in Eukaryota, Metazoa, Mollusca, Cephalopoda, Octopoda, Octopodidae. The transcript is spliced from 4 exons. Bases 114 to 569 code for a protein of 151 amino acids. The record is from RefSeq and is a predicted model, not a curated record.